Xiphophorus hellerii (green swordtail) is the source of this 3238-nucleotide messenger RNA. RefSeq names its product homeobox protein goosecoid-2. Gene Ontology annotation, biological process: regulation of transcription by RNA polymerase II. Gene Ontology annotation, cellular component: nucleus. The coding region runs from base 2423 to 2968 and encodes 181 amino acids. The transcript has 3 exons. The record is from RefSeq and is a predicted model, not a curated record. NCBI's taxonomy places the organism in Eukaryota, Metazoa, Chordata, Actinopteri, Cyprinodontiformes, Poeciliidae. Gene Ontology annotation, molecular function: DNA-binding transcription factor activity, RNA polymerase II-specific; RNA polymerase II cis-regulatory region sequence-specific DNA binding.
CUAAUGAAUGCCACUGACACCAUCUCUAACACAUUAUUAUAUAUAAGAAUGAAAAAUAAAAAAACGAAGGACAACAUUUCGAACUUUUGAUGUGAUUAUUUAAUUGUUUUGGGGCACAAUAAUUACAUUUGAUACAACUGAUUCUGAUCAAUCGUUUUUAUUGAUGAACACACACACACACACACACCUUUACAGUGAUGUAUUCAUGAACAUAUUAACACAAUUCCAGAAUUCAACGUGCAUUUGCUAUUUCAAAAUAUGAAUAAAAAAACGUAACUUUCAUUAAUGUUGUAGUGCUUCAUUAAUGUUGUUGUAUUUUUGAAUUUGCAAUUGUGUUUCGUUAUUGUUGUUGUGUUUUCGAUUUUGUUGAGGUGGUUUGCACCUCAGGGCCACCGUAGGAUUAUACUCUGCGGGUCAAAAACUGUAGCUGCAAAAACGCUUCUUUCCUAACAUUCAUCUGGCUUCAGACUAUUUGAAAUGCUCUUAAUGCACAAUUAGACAUUGUACAUAUAUUAUUUAUUUUUUAAAAAAAGUAAUAAUCUCAGUUUUUGUAUUUGCAGUCUUUGUUUUAUGCUGGCCUUACCUUUGUUACAGUUCUCUUUAAUCUGUGUCAAUUUUGAUGCAUAUUCUUACAUAUUUAAAACAAAUAUUUUUGGCAGUAAUCUGCAAUUCACUAUGUGUCGUGGCUCAAAUGUGAUCUUGAACGCUAUUUUGUCUUAGCUUUAUUCAGGCCUGAGUGAACUCCAACUGCUGCAUACAAGACUAAAAAGCCUAAAAGUUUCAGAGCAUUGGCCUGUGAAAUGUGACAUUUUAGAAUUUUAUUGAAAAGUUCAUUUCAAUGCUGUGCAGUAAAAAUGCAACAUAUUGCAUUUUUACACAUCUGAAAUACAGAAAUGUAGGGUGAAUAGUGCUAGGAGCUACACAACCAAAGGGAAGACUGCUGUUUUAAUAGUUGCCCAGCAGACAUACACUAAUACUAAAGGAUGGUAAGCCACAAAAUGAUCUGAUAAACUGUUUGUUGUCUACAUUUUUAUUGAUUUCCUACAGCCUUUUAUGUUCACUUCAUAAAUCGAUUGCACUUGCUCCCCACUCGGGAGCGAGGGUCUAACUAUUUUAAGUUUGAAGAGUUGUUAAAUUGCAGCACUACAUUCCAUUACACAAUAACAUUGUCUGCUUUGAAUGGUGCAAGUCAUUCUUGUCUUGUGAUAAAUCAAUUAGUUCAGCUACUAAGUCAGUUUACUCUUCAAAUGCACCUGAAAAAAACCCCAUGAAGACCAACUGAGCCAUUAUAAUUCUCUUCACUUUACCAGAUGUACCAAAUAUUGCUUACAACAACAAUAACACGAGCCUUUAUAAUUCUGAUCCCCUGUAAUGAAUUUUGAACCCUGUGGACCCACGCGGAUUUUGGCGCAAUUCCUUCUUUUGAGAACCACAAUAACCUAAGAUAACAAUCUCGCACACGGCGCAUACUAUACAUCAGCCAUCUGAACGCUAUUAAACCCAGGUGAAAAGGAUGGGAAUGGUGUUUAUUGUUAUCUGUUUUCAAAAGCCCUUAUAACAGGUUGGAGCUUAAGACAGAUUGUGGAAAUCCGUUAAUUCCCUGAAAAAAAAAAAAAGGAGAUGUAUAGCCUUGUAUGAAAUCACAGGAUUUGCUGGGAGGGAGAUGAAUUUAACCAGUAAUAGCUUUACCUCCGCUGUGCACAUUGUCAGCGAAGUCAAACUGAAAAGACUGCAACACAAAGAUAAGACACAGGAUGUAUGAUUCUGACUAUAAACCACAUUGAUGGAUAUAUUCCCAUAAAACUGCACCUUUGUUGCAUCUUUAUUCAGAUGUCACCCACUCAUCCAUUAUGGGUUGCUAAAUGUCAGCUAGGAGUUUCAGAGCAAAUCUACAAAUGAAUACAAGAUCAUUUGUCAUUAAAACUGAGCAUAAGAAGCAAUAUGAAAUUAAUUCAAAGGCUAAUCCUUAAAUUUAUCAUACACAAGCAUGAGACCACACCAAAGGUGUCCAUCUAUAAGUCCAGGUUUCUAAUACCAAGCAAUCCCCUUUGCUCUAAAACCUCAACAAUGAGGAUUUUAGGAGCUCUCCACUUUUCAUUUUAUGCAGUGAAAUCUGAUUUCGCUUGAAGAAAGGAAUGAGGCGAGAUUAGCCGAAUCUGCCGUCCUCCCUAACCUCUUCACAAAACUGCCCAGAUUAGCUCAGAAUUAAGUUUCAACCGUUUUAUGUGUCUGGUCCACAGGGGGAUUAUAGUUUUACUUCCAUCUUUUUUUUUUCUUUUUUUUUUUUGCCUAUAAGGUCCAGACUUGCUCUUGUAGAAGGAGAAGAAGCAGAGGAGCCACUGAGGGGGACGUAUCACAGAGAGUUACAGGCCUCUAUCUGGUUAUCACUACUGCUUUUGAGCUCAAGGAAUUUCCUUAAAAAAUGGACAGACACAUCAAGAUGGAAAGACAAAAGUUUCCGUUCACCAUUGAGAACAUUCUGAACAAAUAUCCUAGCAGUAUUGGAGACAAACAACCAUGUGGAACAGGGGUUUUUGGACUGAAGGAGAAGAUGGUUUGUCCUGAGCCUGUUCAUCACACCUGCUUGUGCUGCUGUUUCUGUUCCCACUGCGCUGACAUGCUGCACUCUGAUCUCAUCCAUGACGCCUGUCAGUACGGAUGGAACCGAGCAGCUAUGAUCUCAGAGACGUGCCGGCUGGGGGAGGCUCAAAGGGAGGAGCAGCAGCCUAAGGUCGGCCAGGUGCAGAGGCGAACCAGGCGUCACCGUACAAUUUUCACCGAAGAACAGCUGGAUGCACUGGAGGAACUGUUCCUGCAGAACCAGUAUCCCGAUGUAAACGCGCGAGAGAAACUUGCACAGCAAACUAACUUAAGAGAAGAAAGAGUAGAAGUUUGGUUUAAAAACCGAAGAGCAAAAUGGAGACGUCAGAAAAGAUUGUCAUUUGUAGUCGGAAACACUGAAAACUAAUUCCUUUCAUAUAGAUUUACAGCAACAUGGAAAUUUAUGGAGACCUUAAGUUAUUUUUUUUUGCUCAUGAGUCAAAUAAAUAACCAAAUUUAUGAACAAAAUGGAUCUAAUUGUGUCAUUUUGAUCAAACAAACCUGCAUGCAGAGAUAUACGCUUACCUUUUGACAUUUGAUAUUUGAUGGUUGUUCCAUAUAUCAAGAAUGGAGUAACUUUUUGUAAAACGGCUUCUUGUUAUGUGAUUAUGAUCUAAUAAAUACUUUCAUGACUUUA